AUGAGUCAAAUAAAACCACCUGACCCACUCGAUUUUACAAAAGCUGAUACUUGCUGGCCAGAUUGGAAGCGACGUUUUGAGAGAUAUCGAAUAGCAAAAAAACUGUUUAAAGAAGAUGAGGACAUUCAAAUUAGCACACUUCUAUACACUAUGGGGAAUGAAAGCAGCAAGUACGUGUUUACACAGUUUGCUUUGAACGAAAAAGAAGCGAAAGAUUACGCAUUCGUACUCAAUAAAUUCGAUGGACAUUUCAGACCAGAGAGAAAUAUUAUUCACAAACGAGCUAUGCUUCAUGAAAGAUCUCAACAAAGUGGCGAAUCAGCUGAAACUUACAUACGAAGCCUUUACGAGAUGGCCUAAUAUUGCGAUUUUGGCACAGCGAAAGACGAUUGUAUUCGUGAUAGACUCGUAAUCGGAGUUAGUGAUAAAGGUUUGUCAAAGCGCCUGCAGUUGAAAGAAAAACUGACACUUGCCGAAAGUGUAAAGAUGGUGAGACAAUCCGAAAUUAUACAGGACCAACUUUUCAGAAAGACCAACUUUCAAUACAAAAUGAAACAGCGAAAUCUAUAGAAGAAAUUAAUAAACAGAGAUAUCCAAAGCGAGACAAUCAUACCCACAAGGAAAGCUUCAAGCGAGGAUGUUCUCGGUGUGGGUUAAGUUAUGGAUCCUCGUACCAUGCUAAGAACGCCAAAUGUAAUAAAUGCAACAAGAUUGGUCACUACGCGAGAUGUUGCAAAACGAAGCAGUUAACCGAAGUUAGUUGCAGAUAUACGCAGGGGAACAAAAGCUCCGAGGAAGAGUUUUUCAUUGGAACGAUAACUGACAACAAAGACGACCCAAGAAGAUGGCUCGUUGAUCUGCCAAUUAAUGGUCAUAACAUGAAGUUCAAGAUAGAUUCUGGUGCUGAUGUAUCGGUAAUGUCGCUGAGUUCUUAUGAGAAUAUGUAUGACGCUCCAGCUUUGCGGCCAACGAGUCACAGACUCAAAGGAGUCAACGGAGUAUUAAAGUGUAAAGGAACGUUUUCAUCUAACACUGAGUAUCAAGGAAAAGUAUACAUGUUUGACAUAUAUGUUACUGAUUCUGAGAACAAUUUACUUAGCAGAACUAUGGCAGAGAAGAUGAACUUGAUUAAACUGAACAUUCAAGAAGUUCAAGGAGGAAAACAAAUAGGAUUAAUGAAGGGCGAGCCCGUUAAAAUACAACUGAGAGAAGGAGCUAUGCCAUUCCAUUGUAAUACCGCCCGAAGAGUCCCAAUACCUCUCAUGCCAAAAGUAAAGCAAGAAUUAAAACAGAUGGAAGAAGCUGGUGUUAUUGAGAAAGUCACUGAGCCCACUGAUUGGUGCUCUCUGAUGGUAGUGGUUCCAAAACAAAACGGUGAUGUAAGGAUCUGUGUGGAUCUUCGACGGCUGAACAGUGAAGUUUGACGUGAAAGAUAUGUGUUGCCAACGUUAGAGGACAUGGUGACAAAAUUAAAUGGUGCCACAGUCUUCACCCACCUUGACCUUACUUCGGGAUAUUACCACAUCGAGUUGCACCCAGACAGUACCAAGUUAACGACGUUCAUCACACCGUAUGGGAGAUACUGCUUUAAGCAUCUUCCGUUUGGAAUUUCCUCAGCAAGUGAGAUCUUUCAGCGCCAGAUGACAGAAACGUUGGAAGGCGUUGAAGGAGUUGAAGCCUCUCAAGAUGACAUUCUGGUUGCUGGUCGUACCAUGGAUGAACACGACGAGAAGUUGAGGAAGGUCCUUGACGUUAUUCAAGAGGCUGGUCUUAAGCUGAACCUGAAGAUGUGUGUGUGGCGGAAACCCGCAGUUACCUUCUUGGGACACAAGUUCAGCAAAGACAGUGUGCGCCCUGAUGCAGACAAGGUGAAAGCUAUUGUUGAAAUGUCUGCAACUACCAGCGUCCAUGAACUACAACAGAUCCCGGGAAUGAUCAAUUAUAUUGGGAUGUUCAUUCCGAAUUUGGCAACAAUAAUGAAGCCAAUGAACAACCUUUUGAAGAAAGAUGUCCAGUGGUUGUGGGGACCAGCGCAAGAGAAGUCGUUCGCCGAUGUCAAACAAGCCCUUGUAAAUGCAAUGACAUUAACAUUUUAUGAUCCUCAAAAGCCUACCACUGUAUCUGCCGAUGCUACUAGUUUUGGUUUUGCAGCUGUUAUCUUGCAAGAAGAGAACAAUCAAUUGAAGCCAAUUGCUUUCGCAUCCUGUACACUCCUGCCUGCUGAGGGUCUGUAUGCCCAGAUCGAAAAGGAGUGCUUAGCUUCCGUUUGGGCGUGUGAGAAAUUUGAUAGAUACCUUCGAGGUCUACAACAGUUCAAGCUGCUCGCUGAUCAUAAGCCGCUGGUACCAUUGAUCAAUGGAUCCGACCUAAAUUCCGUCCCGAUAAGAUGUCAACGAUUGCUUAUGAGAAUGAUGAGAUAUAACCCGAAAGCACAGCAUGUACCCGGGAAGGAGCUGGUCGUCGCUGAUACCCUCUCGAGGCAUGCGUUGCCUAUGUGUGACGAAGAAGAUAAGCGAACAGUAGAAGAAGUUAGAAUGUACGUUAACGAAGUCACACAAUCUUGGCCCAUAUCGGACGUUCGUCUUGAUGAGAUCAGAGAGGCAGCUGUAAAGAUUUGGUGAUACAAGAAGCCAUGAAAUUCACAGUUGAAGGUUGGCCAACAAAAUCUAGUAAUCUCCCACGUGAUCUCCAUGAUCUGUAUUCCGUUCGAUCGAAUCUUUCGGUGGCAGAAGGACUCUUGGU
This is a messenger RNA of Paramuricea clavata, 2742 nucleotides long. Lineage: Eukaryota; Metazoa; Cnidaria; Anthozoa; Malacalcyonacea; Plexauridae. The record is from the annotation of a GenBank genome assembly.